Capsicum annuum is the source of this 1616-nucleotide messenger RNA. Its product is annotated as oxidation resistance protein 1. The coding region runs from base 173 to 1138 and encodes 321 amino acids. Lineage: Eukaryota; Viridiplantae; Streptophyta; Magnoliopsida; Solanales; Solanaceae. The transcript is spliced from 8 exons. The record is from RefSeq and is a predicted model, not a curated record.
UCUCUCUUUCCUUUUCCUGUCUGCAAAAAGAUCACCAAAAACAUUAAAAACAAAGAAGAUCAUUUUCCUAUCUGUGUUUCACAAAUCAACCUAUUUUUGUUCUCAAAUUCAAAAAUUCUGAAUUGGGUAGCAGCAAAAUAAAUAAAUAAAAUAAAAUAAAUUAGAAAAAGAUAUGAAUGCAAUAAAGGAAACAGUUUCAGAGAAACUUUCAAGACUUUUUUCUGAUUCUCCAUCUAAAUCUUCUUGUGAUCAACAACAACCUCAGGCCAGGCCAUACACAAAAGAGGGAAGAUCUUUAUCAUCUGUACUUUCUAUCUUUCUCCCUUCGAAGUCUUUUGGUAAGUUCAGAGAUCAAAAUAAUCCCGAGACGCUUAAAUCACAUUCUUUUACGUGGAGAAGUAAAAGUUUCUCAUGGCGUGAUAGACCUAUGGAGAUGCCAAAUGAUCACAUUGAAGAAGGUGAAGAUGUCUUCAUCACGAGUUCAUUUGGUGUGGUGAACGAAUCAUUCUAUACGCCUAGGUGUAAUGGAGAACCUAAUUCUGCAAGAAGCGUUGCCAGUGGUUUUGAACCUUUUGAAGACAGUUUGGAGCAGUACAUGCCUGAUCUCAUCGAUGAUUCUGUUCUCAUUUCUUCGGAUUUGUAUGAUUUUUUCCAGAGUUCUCUCCCUAACAUAGUGAAAGGUUGUCAAUGGUCCUUGUUGUAUAGCACCGCGAAACAUGGUAUAUCACUUCGUACGCUAAUUCGCAGGAGUGCUAAUACUUCUGGUCCUUGUUUGCUGAUUACCGGCGAUAAGCAAGGUGCUGUAUUUGGUGGGUUGCUUGAGGCACCACUCAAGCCUACGGUGAAGCGGAAGUACCAAGGAACAAUUCAAUCAUUUGUAUUCACAACAGUAUAUGGUGAACCAAGGCUAUUCAGACCUACGGGUGCCAACAGAUAUUUUUACUUAUGCAUGAACGAAUUACUGGCAUUUGGAGGAGGUGGACAUUUCGCGUUAUGUUUGGAUGGAGAUCUGUUAUCUGGUAAUAGUGGACCUUGUGAUACGUUCGGGAACUUAUGCUUGGCACAUGAUGAAGAGUUUGAGUUGAAGAACGUUGAGCUUUGGGGUUUUACGCAUGCAUCUCGAUACCUUACCUCGUAGCAUGCAAGCAAGCAAGACCACAUACAUAUAACCCCUAAAUGCAGGGUCUGGAUAGACUGGAGCACAUGCGCACCUCCCCCGACUAGAGUGUACGCAGCUGCAUCUUACCCCUACCUUAGAAAUAGAGAGGUUGUUUCUGAUAGACCCUCUCUCGAGGAAACCUCAUAGCAAGCUCGAAAUAUUUUUUUUCUAUUUAUCUGAUAAAGAUUAGAAAUAUGAUUAUUUAUUCUUUCAUGUCCAAGAAGCAUUAAUCUCCAUUUUAAUCUUGGAGAGUUCAUGGUGUACAUGUAUUAAGAAUGAGAUUCUAGUUAGUCUAGAUUAAGUCAGCUGAUUAUUAUGCUUGUAGGUACUCAUUCUUCUUGUUUAUGACAUAAACAUUUCAACUCUUGGCACUCCAUAAGUGUUGUAUUGUAAUUAAAACUCUUUAUAAAGUAGUAUGAGUGUUACUGUAUAAUCAAAAGGAGUUGUUUGGUACGAG